Fusarium verticillioides 7600 is the source of this 1476-nucleotide messenger RNA. RefSeq lists its product as hypothetical. The record is from RefSeq and is a predicted model, not a curated record. Gene Ontology annotation, biological process: carbohydrate metabolic process. The transcript is spliced from 8 exons. Gene Ontology annotation, molecular function: hydrolase activity, hydrolyzing O-glycosyl compounds. NCBI's taxonomy places the organism in Eukaryota, Fungi, Ascomycota, Sordariomycetes, Hypocreales, Nectriaceae. Bases 1 to 1476 code for a protein of 491 amino acids.
AUGACGCUCUUCUCUGUCCUCGCAUUCGCUGCGUUGGCGAGUGCAAAGUGGAUUGUCCCCGGUGCACGAUGGUACGAUACUGACGGAAACUUGUUCAACGCUCAUGCAGGCGGUCUUUGCGUUGAUAGGGAGAGCGGCAAGUUUUAUUGGUUUGGUGAACAUAAGACUGAAGAGCAAGAAGAGGGCGGCGGGAUUUCGGUCUACAGCUCUGAUGACCUCGCUACAUGGGAGUCUCACGGUCUAGCACUGAAGCCUGAGGAGGGUCAUGAGUUUGUGUCGCCAGAGAGUAUCAUCCAACGCCCCAAGGUUCUCUACAGCGAAGAAACAGGAAAAUAUCACAUGUGGUGGCACGCCGACGAUCGCAACUACAGCCUUCUCCUUCAAGGCCUCGCAACGUCCGACAACAUCGCUGGCCCCUACAAAUUCCAACACGCCGUAUCCCCCCUCGGAAACUGGUCCCAAGACUUUGGCGCCUUCACCGACUACAAGACCGGAAAGUCCUACGCUCUCUACUCCAACGGCGACAAAGUCGAAGGCCGCGAUGUCUAUGUCAGCGAGUUUAACAAGAACCUCACGGAUGUGGAAAAGGUCACGUUUCGGUUUAAUAAAUACGAUUUCGAGGCGCCGACUAUUAUUCAGACGGAGAAGAGCUACUGGACUUUUAUGAGUCAUAAGACUGGUUAUCGACCUAAUAAUGUUGUGGCUAUGAGGGCUGAUAAACUUGAGGGUCCUUGGUCGCAGCCUUUCUUUGUUGCGCCGGCUUAUACGAGGACGUUUAGUACGCAGAGUGGGUUCUCGUGGAGGAUCAAGGGGACUAAGAAGACGACGUAUCUUUACAUGGCUGAUCAGUGGGAUCUGCCGUCGAUUUGGGAGAGUCGCAAUGUCUGGCUUCCUAUUGAGAUCGAUGAGGAGAACAAAAGUCUCAAGGUCGUUUGGCAUGAUGUUUACGAUUUGAAUGUCAAAACUGGUGAAUGGAAGCCUGUCAAGGGAAAGACAUACCCUUCCAAGAACGCCAAGUUUGCUGGGAACGCUCACCUCCAAGAAGCUACCUUUGGAACGGACCAUGUCAUCGCGACUGGCAUCUACGGCAACGACAGCACCGCCACAUUCACAGUCGAAGGACAAGGCGCUGACCAAUGGGUAUCCUUCUACCACCAAAAUAUCGAUGACAUGGGCUUUGGAGACCAGCCAAUGGGUCAACCAGAUCGCAUCAACGGAACAUGGGCAGUCCGACGAAUCAGCAGUGUUGUUGUGAACGGCGAUAAGGAAAAGGUGCAUACUCUGUGGCAGAAGGAUACUCAUAAGGGAAUUAUUCUGUCAGCGCCUUUGUUGCUGCCGCUUAAGAAGGGGAAGAACACUAUUACUGUUGGGGGUUUGAAUAAUGGGAAGGAUGUUAAGGGUGCGGAUCUGGAUAGGAUUGUGGUUUAUCCUCCUGAGAAGAAGAAGGGAAAGCGUAGCUUCUUGGGCAUCUUUUAG